This is a messenger RNA of Maylandia zebra (zebra mbuna), 1679 nucleotides long. The record is from RefSeq and is a predicted model, not a curated record. Lineage: Eukaryota; Metazoa; Chordata; Actinopteri; Cichliformes; Cichlidae.
CCUGUAUGUAACGCGGAGUUUCUUGCUGCCAAUCAAGUCUUGGACUGCAGCUGUUCUCAAUCUAGUCUGAUUACAGCAGAAGGCUUUCUUCGCAGUUCCACCGAGGGCACCGAACAGUAUUGUUUUCUCACAUUUUGCUGUUGUUUUCUUGUGAAAUGCCGUUUGUGGAGGAGCCCGCCCAUCUCUCUAAAUCUCGUCUAAAGUCGGCUUUAGUCGCUCAUAACGUCGCGCUGCCACCUGCAGCGAGCAAAAAGGCAGUGUAUGUGGAGCUGCACCUCAAACACAUUGAUCAGAAAAACGCGGCGGAUUUCUCCAGCGACGAGGAGGACCGUGCAGGAGAUGACAAGAAAGAUCCAGAGGAUGCAGAGAUGCCUGUUCCAAGUUGUCUGACUGAUGAGGACCUCAAGGCCACAUUACGCAAACAUGGUGUUAAACCUGGGCCUAUAACUGCCUCCACUAGGGUCUUGUAUGAAAGAAAACUCCAUAAACUGCUACAGUCUGACAGAUGUGAAAGGUUGAAUGAAGCAGACAAAGCCAUACUGUACUCUGACUCUGAAGAGGAGGAAAAGCAGCAGGAGAAAGAUGAAGACUUGGGUUCAGAAAAACAACCUGACCCUUCAGACCAAACCCAACAAGAGAGCAGCCAGAAUCACAUUUUUUACCCACAGUGCUUUUUACCCUCAUCAAGGCUGCGCCCUUGUCCUCCUAGGAACACAAGAUGUAGUUCCAACUGGAAUUCACGGAAUGCGUUAAAGUCUUCAGAGCGGAGUCAAUCUCAGUGCUCACAGAUUAUUAGCACAUCCGCUGCAGAUCACCACACACGAUUAGGAUCAACGGUUCUGCCUAGAUCAAAGUCCACUGAUGACUCAUCACUUUCUUCUCAAUACUUCAGCAUCACUCAAAUGGUUGAGGAGAUGGAGAAUUCGAGCUCACGGUCUGUCACAGACAAUGCGUGCGAGUUCAAUGGGACCAGUGUGCAGGAAAACUGGGCACAGUCAGACGGGCCUCCCCAGGAACCUGUGAAAGAUGCUUUCAAGGACAUCCUUCCAGACAGUAAGACCACUCCGACAGGGAUCUACGUCACUCGACGGAGACCCAUCAAGGGUGCCGCACAGAGACCUGUCCAGUAUUCCUACCCUGACAGUCCUGUGAGUCCCAUGACCCAGCAGAGACGGGAGGUGGAGCGCUAUCUUGUACCCAUUCACAUACAGAUUUUAGUUUUCAUAAUUGUAGCAUGUGUCCUGUACCUUAUUUAUGUUAAUGUUGAGGACAGUCUAAGCUAUUGGUAAUACGGUGAGGACAGGCUUCUGGUUCAGGCAGAGUCACAGGACGCAGAUGUUGACUAUGCACAGGAUUAACAUUGCUUUAAUUUAGUGUUACUUUCACACCGACAGAUUUUUGUUUCCCCUUUUGUGGAAGCGAACUACAAAAUCCAGUUUUAUACUUGUUUUUUUUUUUUCUUUUCUUUUUGUUGUUUUGUUUUUUCUAUAAUAUUGUCACUGUUCUUGUUACUAUAGAAGUGAUGCCGAAACGAACUAAUUUUAAAAAUUGUCUAUUUUCUUAACCCUAAUUGUAAUAUUGCCUUUUCACAGAACUUGUCACGGUACUUGCAUGCCUUUUUUUUUUCUCUCUUUUUUAAAUGUUUGAUAUGUACUUCAAUAAAAUUUCUAUGCGCCUUU